CUUAUACCUACCGUCUUCCCCCCCUCAGCAGCCAGCUCAGCAGGAGCGAACCGCUUAGCCUUGUCCUCACUGCCCGUAGCCAAGGGAGCCGUCGCGCCGCGCAGCUCGAGCCAGCAACAUGUCUGAGAACAACAAGCAAAGGAUGAAUCUUCAGAGAUCUACUAACGUGGUUUACCAAGCCCAUCAUGUUAGCAGGAACAAGAGAGGACAAAUUGUGGGUACAAGAGGUGGAUUCAGAGGCUGUACGGUAUGGCUAACAGGUCUUUCUGGUGCUGGUAAGACAACCAUUGGAUUUGCAUUGGAGGAGUAUCUGGUGUCUCAUGGCAUUCCCUGCUACUCCCUUGAUGGGGAUAACAUCCGUCAAGGCCUGAACAAAAACCUUGGUUUCUCAGCUGAUGAUCGAGAAGAAAACAUCCGCCGUAUUGCCGAAGUUGCCAGACUGUUUGCGGAUGCUGGCCUGGUUUGCAUCACCAGUUUUAUUUCUCCUUUCACAAAGGACCGUGAGAAUGCACGGAAGAUUCAUGAGACGGCUGGACUUCCUUUCUUCGAAAUCUUUGUGGAUGCUCCUCUAAACAUCUGUGAAAGCAGAGAUGUGAAAGGCCUUUACAAAAAAGCACGAGCUGGAGAAAUCAAAGGAUUCACUGGAAUUGACUCUGAGUAUGAAAAACCUGAAAUGCCAGAACUUGUACUGAAAACCAACGUAUCUUCAGUAUCGGAGUGCAUUCAGCAGAUCAUCGAUCUCUUGCAAGAACAGAGCAUUGUUCCUCCUGCUGCUAUCAAGGAUGUUCUUGAGCUGUUUGUGCCAGAAAAUAAGGUAGAACAGGCACAGGCUGAAGCGAAUACAUUGCCUUCUGUAAAGAUUACUAAGCUGGAUCUGCAGUGGGUUCAAGUCCUGAGUGAAGGUUGGGCCACUCCACUGAAAGGGUUUAUGCGUGAGAAGGAAUACUUGCAAGUUCUGCAUUUUGGCACCUUGCUAGAUGGAAGGGGUAGAAUUGAUAUAUCCAAGCUUGAUGGCGUUAUUAAUUUGAGCAUUCCCAUUGUGCUUCCGGUGUCUGCUGAGGAUAAGAAGCGCCUGGAAGGUUGCAGUGCAUUUACACUGGACUACAAUGGGCGAAGGGUGGCAAUACUAAAAAACCCUGAAUUUUUUGAGCACAGGAAAGAAGAACGCUGUGCGCGUGUGUGGGGGACCACUUGCGCUAAACAUCCACAUGUAAAAAUGGUUAUGGAAAGUGGAGAUUGGUUGGCUGGUGGAGAUCUGCUCGUGCUAGAGAGAAUCAAGUGGAAUGAUGGGUUGGACCAAUACCGCUUGGCACCCUUGGAGCUGAGACAGAAGUUUAAGGAAAUGAAUGCUGAUGCAGUGUUUGCCUUCCAGCUGCGUAACCCUGUGCACAAUGGACAUGCUCUGCUAAUGCAGGAUACCAAACGCCGCCUGUUUGAAAGGGGUUACAAGCAUCCUGUGCUGCUCCUGCAUCCCCUUGGUGGAUGGACCAAGGAUGAUGAUGUGCCACUUGAGUGGCGCAUGAAGCAGCAUGCAGCAGUGCUGGAGGAGCAUAUCCUGGAUCCAAAGUCAACUGUUGUAGCCAUCUUCCCUUCUCCUAUGUUGUAUGCUGGACCAACAGAGGUCCAGUGGCACUGCAGGGCUCGAAUGAUUGCUGGAGCCAAUUUCUACAUUGUGGGGCGAGAUCCAGCAGGGAUGCCCCACCCUGAAACUAAGAAAGAUCUGUACGAACCUACACAAGGAGGAAAGGUGCUUAGCAUGGCUCCAGGACUCAACUCUGUGGAAAUCAUUCCCUUCCGAGUAGCUGCAUACAACAAAAUGCAAAAGGCAAUGGUUUUCUAUGAUCCAGACAGGCACAAUGAAUUUGACUUCAUUUCAGGCACACGUAUGAGGAAGCUGGCUCGUGAAGGUGAAAAUCCCCCAGAUGGUUUUAUGGCACUGAAAGCUUGGAAAGUGUUGACCGAAUACUACACAUCCCUGGGGAAAAAUAAUUAAUUCUGCUUUUACCCUGGAAAGCCUCUGUUUAAAGACAGGCUCUGUCAAUUGAUACAUAUGCUAUUACCUUUCAGCUUCUAUUAAUUUUUCUACUUUUAGUUGGGAGCAUUUUCUUCCUAAGCCAAAUGCAUUGCUUCUGGCCAAGCUUUUUCUCCCACUGAAGUUACCAGAAAAUUGCUUCUUAAUUGCAAAGCAAAGCCAUAAUAUUUUUUUACUGUAAAUAGAAAAGUAGAGCUCUAAAUGAUAAGUAUCCAAACCAUAUUCUAAUUGGUCAGUUAGCCUUUUUUUGGAGGGGGGAAUAGCAUAAGUAUACAACUGUUCCACCAAAAUGUGUACCUUCCUUGAUGCUUUUAACUUGUUGCUUACAUUGUGAAGCGGAGAAGCAAUGGACGAUAAACAUGCCCACCACUACCAAUCUUUGCCUGCAAUCCAGAGUCGAGGGAGUGUUGGAUGUGGUCUAAGGCAGUCUCGCUUCCAGCAGUGCCACAUUGAGGCCUAGUAGUUCUGAACACCACCUCACACAGAGUAAAUUCUAGAACAUGCCCUGGGCAAUAAAACAAGAGCUCCAAGCAGAUGAGAUAAUCUAGAAAGGGUUCCCUGAAAAAAGAAAUUUUAAAAACUACAAGUUUGGAAAAUUACAUGUCCUGACUUGAGACAGGCCAGGCAAGAGCCCUUAAUUUUAUCAGUAAACUCUUUGCCUCACCUUUUGGCUUCUCUUGGAUUAAUCUGCUUCCAUUGAAAAGAAAGCAGAGACUGAAGUAAGGUUGCCAGAUCCAGGCUGGGAAAUUCCUGGAGAUUUGGGAGGUGGAGCUUGGAGAGGGUGGGGUUUGGAAGGGAGAGGGACUUCAGUUGGCUACAAUGCCAUAGAGUCCACCUUCCAAGAUAGCCAUUUUCUCCAAGGGAACUGAUCUCUGUGGCCUGAAGAUCAGUUGUAAUGCCGAGAUCUCCGGCCACCACCUAGAGGCUGGCAACCCUAGACUGAAGUUACCUCAAAAUAUUUCUGUAUAAAAGUGUUCGCUAAUUUAGUUUCUCUUCACUUCCUAUCAAACUGGCUCACAACUCUGGAAACUAAAGUCAGCUUUCUACAUGAGGAGACAGGUCACAGAAAGGAGAUUCAAGCAAUGUGAAUCAGACUGACAUGCAAUGGUGGAAUCAUUAAGGAAAUGUUGGAAGUACAGUGUAGAUUGCUUAUCCUAUUCGCCCUCCAGUCCUUGGUUUUUAAAAUAUCUUUUACUGGCUCAGUUCGUGUAUUUUAAUCUCUUUUUCAUAUAAAAUCUUGAGAAAGAAGCUUCUUAGCAGAGCAAAAGCUGCGAUUGUGAUGAAUCUAAAUUCCAGGCCACAUUCUAAUUUCUGUGCUUAACAGCAUGUAUAGAAGAUAUUUUUUUAUGAGUAAAGUUUUUCAAUUUACUUCAUGUUCUGCCAUAUUCCCUUAAAUAUGAACGCUAGUUAGCUCAUGAAUAUUAAUUGCUGUUUUAUACAGACAAGAGCUGAUGGUUCAGUUCGAUGCAGUUAUACUACUUUACUGUGGCUAUGAACUGGGAACUCACGGAUUCAAAAUCUCAUUUGAAUAAGGACCUCAGUAGCUGAACUUCCAAGCAAAUCACCUAGCCCUUAUUUGAAAAUGAGGGAGUAAGACUGGCUUAACUUACAAGGUUAUUGGAAGAAUUCUUUAAAAUAAGAUGUGAGGCACUUAGAAUCCUCUAAUAUGAAAUGCUGGUCAACUGCUUGUCACUAAGGGCUAAGCUACAAGUGACAAAUGACGCAGGUUGGACACUUGUCAGCUUCCCUCAAGUUUUGAUGGGAAAUGUGGGCAUCCUAGUCUUGCAGCUUGGCUCUCUGACUGCUGUGCAGUGGACUUUUCAACUGUCACUUGUCCAACAUUCCACCAAGCUGCCUACAUUUCCCAUCAAAACUUGAGGGAAGCUGACAAGUGUUCAACCUGUGUCAUUUGUCACUUGUAGUUUGGCCCUAAGAGAGUGAAAUAGGGUUUCCCACAGGGUUUCUGCAUACUCUGAGGGCUCCUCCGGUAUACUGAAACCUCUUAGUAUGUAAAUUAAAAGCACCUAUACCCCAAAGAAUUUGCGAUUAGAACAGAGCAUGCUCAUUGCUGUCUAGGAGAAUGUUGAAGGUAGUUGAGAGCGUAAGUUUAAAUACAAAGAAGGGGAGCUUGGCUUGAGUACACCUCUAAGAACUAAUGCUAUCCAGACUUUGAUGCAUUCCCCCCUCCCUCUUUCUCUCUCUCUCACACACAUGCAAAUGUUUCCCAUACAUCAUAUGGAAAGGGAAGUAAAAGUAUACCUCCCCUACAUUUUACCACAGAACUAGACAGCUGUAGGCAGCUUGGCGGAAUGUUGGACAAGUGACAGUUGAAAAGUCCACUGCACAGCAGUCAGAGAGUCAAGCUGCAAGACCAGGAUGCCUACAUUUCCCAUCAAAACUUGAGGGAAGCUGACUAGUGUACAACCUGUGUCAGGUGUCACUUGUGGUCCCGCUCUCAUGAGUUUCAAAAGAGGUGAGCAGAAGCAUCUUUAUCCCCAGAGUUCAGCAGUCUUGUGCUAUUUCAGCGGAAUUCUUUCUUUAUCCUUUCUCCCUCCCUCUCUCAUACACACACACACCCCUCCAAAAUUUAAAAUUGAUACUUAAGACAGGAAUUAGAACGCUGACAAAAGCUGUGGCUCUUUGUGCCAGCACACUGAUGACACAUUUGUGCGUUAUAGACUUUUGCUUAGGGGAAAAAAGGGUUAGAGAGAAGAUUACUUUGAAAUGCCAAAUUGUCUCCCUUGCCUUGUUUCUCACCACUGUAUUUACAAUCUACAAAGGCACUUAUGCUGAAGUCUGAUACAUAGGCAAUGCCAUCCUAAACUGAGUUACACUCUUCUAAGCCCAUUGACUUAGACUUAGAAGGGUGUAACUGUACAUUACUGGAUUUCAAUGUUCCUUUUAUUUAAAAAAAAUGUCAUUUUCAUAUGGCACUCUAAAUGUCUUUUCCACUCAGAUGUGAAUGUCAUUAAUGUAGAAUACAUCCAGAGGAGUUAGCCGUGUUAGUCUGUAGUAGCAAAAUAGUAGAGUCCAGUAGCAUCUUUUAAGACUAACCAACUUAAUUGUAGUAUAAGCUUUUGAGAGCCACAGCUCUCUUCGUCAGAUGCAUGCUAUUGGACUCUUUACUAUUAAUGCAGAAUGGUUGAGACUUGUGAUGAUAUUGUUCUCUUGAAGUCACUGACUCUGAAUCAGCUUGUUGGCCAGUAGUUGAGCUUUACUGAAUUGCGCACUGGACCAAAUGAUUUUAGUGUUCACUUGUCAGAAGGCAACAGUAUAUAACAUUUUACAUAUAGCUUAUAUAAACGCAAAUAAUUUUAAUAAAUAAAGAUGAUUCACAUAACAGAUUUAUAACAAUAUAUGGGAGAAGAUCUAGUAUCCCACAAAAUCCUUCCAGCCUCCUGCUGCUCCCCCACCCCUAUAAGCUUCCCUCCCAUGUGUGGAGAGACGAGUACACCCCAUCAAAGUGCCCAAGGCAUAGAUUGGAUUGUGUCCAUAGCAUGAAGUCCGUCUAAUCAAGAAGUCAGUUCAACAAUUGUUUUCUUUAAGACUGUGCAAUGAUUUCCAUGUUCCCUUUUGCAAUUAUGCAACAAAGACAUUUUUACAGUGUCAGAAUUAUGUCUGGGAAUGUCUUUUAAACAUUUCGUGUUUUACUUCCUAAUGCUUUGGAAAAAGGAACCAAACUGUUGUUACACCUCCCAUGAGUGUGGCAGAAUACAUGAACCUGCACUCUAUACAAAAAGCUUGCAUUGGCUAUCUUGUAAGCGGCACUGAUUUAAAGAGGUUGCACAGCAACUGCAGGUGGUCGAUGGCUCCCAUUGUAGCAGUACAAGCUAAUGUAUACUAGCAAUAGUGCCUUUUAUAUCCAGGCCCUCUGGAAGGGACCUUGAACAUAAAAGUGAUUUUAAUUAAUAAUUUAAUAGUGCUUAUGUAUUUUCUGUUUUUAACUGUAUACUGUCCAUUAUCAUCUUUCCAAAUGGUUACACCCCAUAUGUUGUACUAUUCCUUUUAAAAAAUUUUUAAAAAUAUAUACCCUAUAUUUUAUUGUAUAUUUAUUAUAGACCUGAGAUCAGAAUGCCUUACCUAAUUGAUGUAUCUCAUGACUAAUAUGUCUUCUUAAUUUGGCAUUCUGCUACUAGGAUUCACUUUUAAUACCAAUAAAUUUUUCUCUGUUUCACCA
This is a messenger RNA of Eublepharis macularius, 6209 nucleotides long. It is a transcript of the gene PAPSS2, whose product is annotated as 3'-phosphoadenosine 5'-phosphosulfate synthase 2. Gene Ontology annotation, biological process: 3'-phosphoadenosine 5'-phosphosulfate biosynthetic process; sulfate assimilation. NCBI's taxonomy places the organism in Eukaryota, Metazoa, Chordata, Lepidosauria, Squamata, Eublepharidae. The record is from RefSeq and is a predicted model, not a curated record. Gene Ontology annotation, molecular function: sulfate adenylyltransferase (ATP) activity; adenylylsulfate kinase activity; ATP binding. The transcript has 13 exons. Bases 119 to 1993 code for a protein of 624 amino acids.